UGCGUGUUCAAAGCUUUUGAGGAAAGAACGGAGAUCUUGGAUGCAAUGGAAAUUCAAGAAGAUAAUCUGACACAAGUGGAGCUGCCUAUUGAUCAGAGGCCUGCAGAGAUUGUAGAAGAGGAGGAGAACUUGCAAGUGCGGCGUAAAGAAGGCAGUGACAAUGAGAGAGAUGGGAGGCUCCAAAAUGUGGGCGAAAAGAUUGGUAAUGACAUGCUCAACACAGAAGAGACCCCUACGCCCAAUCGCUCAGAAGAAUAUCCUCGUUCGCAUGCGGAUCCACGUGACAAAGGAAAGAAAGGCAAAGCACGUGAAGCUGGUCCUCGGGCAGAGAAAAAAAUGGCCGACCCGGUCAAAGAAGAGGUGGAAGAUGCCGCCCAACCAGGAGAGAAUCCUAAAGGUAGACGGUUUCACCCGCAGGAUCCUCCUCAGAAAGGGAAGACCAUUGAAGAAAUUGAAGCUGGACUUCAGAUGGAAGAGAAGAUCGAUGGCCUUGCAAAGCAGGGGAAGGACGGUGUUGAAGCUCAGAUGGAAGAGAGCCCAAACGCUAAAUACUUUUCCCCGCAAGAUCCUCCUUACAAAGUAGAGAAGAUAAUUGAUGAAAGCAAAGCCGAUAUUCAAGUGGACGAAGACGUUGUUGACCUUGCAGGGCAAACAGCAGGAAUUGCGAAUCAACCAGAUGGGAAUCUGCAAGAUAAACGUCCUCCUGCCCUGCUGGGCCCCUCUCAGGAAGAGGACACCAUUGAGGAAAGCGAGGACACCAUUGAGGAAAGCGAACCUGAGCUUCGUGUGGAAGAAGAGUCUUCUGAUCUUGUGGAGCAAGAGGUGGAAGCUGCCAGUCAAGCAGAAGAGGGUCCGAAAGACACUCAUUUCCCACCACAAGACCUUCUGGAAGAAGAAGAGAUCGAUGAAAGUGAAGCUGAUCCUCAGCUGGAUGAAGAGAUGGCUGACCUUGCGGUGGAGGAGGGUGCAGAUCAGGUACAGGAGGAUUGUGAAGAACCGGAUCAGGAAUUGGAGGAUAGUUCUGCGGAACAAGAGGUUCCUCUGGAUGAGAUUGAGAGUGAAAUCAUAUCUGCGUUGGAGGCCGGCACGGGUGACGAUAACUUGGAAGAAAUAUUGGAGAGUGCCGCAGAGAGCCUGGAGGCCGAUGAAAAUGAAAUCUUGCAAGCGGCUGCAGGACUUGCCGUCUUUGCUCUGUGAACCAACAGGCUAUUGCAAGUUGGCAAACACAACACAGUUCCUCACUUUUCAUUAUGCUCCCACCUUUUAUCUCAUUACCUUGGUGUCUUCCCCAGCCGGAACUGUGAAUUGAUAUGGACAAAGUCGUUUUAGUUUAUCGGUGCUGUCCUCUGAUCGGCAUGUUUAUAACAAAGCGCGCGGGACUUUUCAAGUGAAGGGCGGGUAGUAUCAUUGGCAAGGGGACGCCAAUAUAAAUUUGUUUUGAUUGUAGAGAAUUACAUUUGGCCUUUUGUUUAUCCAGUGUCCACAUUCAUGAUGAAAACUACCAAUCCCGAUAAUCCAUGCUGUAAUUACGCCCUCCUGGCUAACGGUGGCACUGCAGCGCCUCCACCAUUUGGAGGUCUGGUCAAUGAACUAUGGUUGACUUGUCCCUGUUGAAAAUGGGGGGGGCAAAAGAAAUUGAAGUUAGUAAACUGUUUUCAAAUACAUUUUAGAGGCCCACACAAGGAUUAACACACAGUCUAUUACUAAGCUGGAGGAAACAAAUUGAAGUGAACGAAUAUACCAGCCCACUCCAACCAAGUUAAGUCUCCAAUGGGAGGUUUGCCCUUGGCUUCCUGAAUAUUUAUGAGUGUGCUUGCGUGAUCAUGAACUGGCAAUGCCAACUGAAUAAUUAGCGGAUGAUUUUUAACAAUUAUGUACAGGUUCCAGAGGCGACUCUUCAGUGCCGAGCAGCGAUGGUAUUGCUAUUUACAAUCCUCGGCAUGGGUGAAAAUGCUUAAUGGGGGGGGGAGGGUGGUGGUGGCUAAUGAAUGUUGCAGAUAGAAAGGGCAUUACAAUGUCAAAAUAUUACCAAGCCCAGCAGGCAUCUCUGAAAAUCUGCCUCGAUAACAAAGGCUUACAAGCCAACUUUUUACAUUCACGCAUGGGUUGUGGGCAUUGAAGGCAUUUUUACGCCUCCUAUUGAUUGCCUCCAAUUACCCCGGAGAGGAGGUAAGGAGGCUCCAUCAUGAGCUAUUGCUAGUGACUGUGGUAGCACAUUGAUACAAAUGAGUGGCUCACUUGGCUAUUUCAGGCAGCACUGUGGUGAUUUACUACAGUAAAGUACUAGCCAGACCAUGCCAAGUGUGGCAAAUUUUCCAUCUCCAAAGCUCACGAGUGAAGCUGCAGAUGUUUUAAUGGCAAUCCAUAAGCUUACUAGUUAUUAGCACUGAAUACAUGCAUUUAACCGCAGAUUUAUGUAAUUAGCUGAUUUGCCCAUGUGACUGCUGUAUCUACCUUACCUACUAUGCUGUAAUCAUUCCAUGUCACUGUGGCAGGUACUUUAGAUGCCAUUACUAAAUAUAUGGAAGUAAUUGGUGAUCGCAGAGCAAACUACUAUAUAAAAUUAUUCUUAGA
Amblyraja radiata (thorny skate) is the source of this 2574-nucleotide messenger RNA. RefSeq names its product protein Ycf2-like. The record is from RefSeq and is a predicted model, not a curated record. NCBI's taxonomy places the organism in Eukaryota, Metazoa, Chordata, Chondrichthyes, Rajiformes, Rajidae. The transcript is spliced from 3 exons. Bases 46 to 1197 code for a protein of 383 amino acids.